Molecule: messenger RNA, 1743 nt
Organism: Saccoglossus kowalevskii
Lineage: Eukaryota; Metazoa; Hemichordata; Enteropneusta; Harrimaniidae
Biological process (GO): regulation of transcription by RNA polymerase II
Cellular component (GO): nucleus
Molecular function (GO): DNA-binding transcription activator activity, RNA polymerase II-specific; RNA polymerase II cis-regulatory region sequence-specific DNA binding
Source: RefSeq, a predicted model, not a curated record
AUGAAUAAGAUUUGGAUUCAGAAGAAUGAGAAGGGUUCACAGACUGCAGUGAAUCAUGAACAAAUUUAUAAUGGUGGAAAGUCAUAUCCCUGUAGACACUGUAAAAUGGUAUUCACUUGUAAAAGUGAUCUGUCUUGCCACAAACGAAUUCACACUGGUGAAUUACCAUACAUAUGUAAAGUUUGUGGUACGGGUUUCAGUGAUAAGGGAAAUUUAACUUAUCAUGAACAAACUCACGCUGAUGGAAAACAAUACAAAUGUAUAUACUGUAACAAGGAAUUCACUAAAAAAGCCAUCUUAAUUCAGCAUGAAAGAUGUCACACAGGUGAAAAACCAUUCAUCUGUACACAUUGUCAAAAAGCCUUCUGCCAAAAAAGUCAUCUGAUUUCUCACAACAGGAUUCACACUGGGGAGAAGCCUUACCAGUGUACUUAUUGUGAGAAGAGAUUUAGUCAAACGAGUAAUCUCCGUUGUCAUGAAAAACUUCAUUUAGUCCCAAAGCCGGAGGGUGUCAAUAGAAAAGCGAACAACAAUCAACAAAUGAAGACUCAUGAAAAGCCAUACAAAUGUAAAUAUUGCAAGAAAGCUUUCAGGCAAAAAGUCAACCUCACUACGCAUGAAAGAACUCACACUGGUGAAAAACCAUUCCAAUGUAAACUUUGUGGGAAAAGCUUCAAUCAGAAAGCUACCCUGACUUACCAUGAAAGAAUCCACACAGGUCUAAAGCCUUACAAAUGUACACAUUGCCAGAGAGGUUUCAGUCAGAAAAGUCAUCUAAUUGCUCAUGUAAGAACUCAUACAAGUGAGAAACCAUUUCAAUGUACACAUUGUGGCAGGGCCUUCACACAGAAAGGAACUCUCACUGUUCAUGAAAAAAUACACACGCGUGAUAAACCUUACAAAUGCAAGAAGGAUAGGAUUACAAAUAAUAAAUGUUCUAAUGGUGUGAGAAAACAAUCAACUGAAAAAGUUCAUACAGGAACACCUUCACAGUCAAAAAGACUCGCUGACAAUAAAAUAAAAUGCCAUGUAGAAAAUUCAAAUAGGAACACAGGUUCUCUAAAGAUGAUUGCACAACCAUCCCAGAAAUCCUAUGUAGCUAAUGGUCAGAGUGCUAUAAGGUGCUGCCCAUAUACUUCCUGCUUGGAAAGAGUUUCGAAACGACCUGGAGUUAUUGAUCAAGGGGAUAUGAUGAAACUAUCUACUGGUAAUGUAACUGCGGAAGACAAAGACCCUUGCGCACUUUUGAAGAUCAUAAAGAUGGGUGAUCAUAUCGAUAGCAAAAGCAGCAGUAGCAAGCACAAAAAAAAGAAAAAGAAGAGUAAACGAAAAAAACAAGAGCUGCAUAUGAGCCCAAGAAAUACACUCGUUGUACAGCACAGUAAACAAAGCACAAUGAAUUGUCAUCCUGUUUCCUUCACAAGUACUACACUUGACACAGCUACAGUGAUUCAUGAGCAACGUUCAUCCAGGGAAGGAAGGAAAGUGCAUAAGGCAUAUCUUUGUAAAAAGCAAAAAGCAAUAAAUAGAGUAUUCACUCACUGCAGUAUCAGAAAUGACAGUUCACAUUCAUUGAGUGAUGAAUCAACGAAAUACUGUUACAUUAAUGACUUACAGAAUCAAUCUAGUUCUAAAAAAAACCCCCAGUGUCAGAAUUAUGGAAUGAUGCAUCUGAAAAUAGAGUUGGAACUGUUUUGGAAGGUUUGGGUGCAGACAUUUAUGAGGAACAUAAUUAUUCUAUGA